This is a messenger RNA of Drosophila sechellia, 2287 nucleotides long. RefSeq lists its product as uncharacterized. Bases 15 to 686 code for a protein of 223 amino acids. The record is from RefSeq and is a predicted model, not a curated record. The transcript has 7 exons. NCBI's taxonomy places the organism in Eukaryota, Metazoa, Arthropoda, Insecta, Diptera, Drosophilidae.
GGCGGAAUAUCGAUAUGCUAUCAAUUUCACUUCAGCUCAUUAUCGAUGUUUCGCGCCCUUUUUUUUUGGCGGGCUUAUCGGCUAUUAACUUUUUGCCGCCAGCCUAUCGCCUAUCGGGCAGAAAUACUGGAAUUCUUCAGGUUAGUAUUUUCGGAAUUCCAGUAUUUCUCACCGCGCUUGUCAGUGUCAAUGGCAUAUGCAGGCAAGGGUCUCACUUCAAGCGGAAACGAAGCCGAAAAUUUGUUGGUGCUGGUAACGUAGAUGCUGCGGAGAUGUCGGUGUGCUGCAGUCAUCGGUCGGCGUGGCCCGUCAACUUUGGUGCACGCAGAAACUUUUGUGGAGGAGAAAGUGUGCCGCAGUCAGCGUCAUCUGUAGGCUUAGGUUUGUCUGUGUGUAUACGUCCAUUUCAACUGGGCAAGAAAUUGCCAUUAGGAUACUGCAGACAAACAUUUCCUGCUGCUGCCGCCACUGUUGCUGCCAUCUAUAUCUGCGCAUCCAUAGUCCGCUGCCGUUGCUGCUAUCCUGGAGCAGGUCAGGCCCCUGUAACUGGCCAGGGACCAGGCGAGAAGUACGGGCUUCGGAAAGUGCCAAUUGGAUUAUGCAGUGAGAUCAUUUCCUGCUACUGCUGCCGCUGUUGUUGUUGUUGCUGCUGCUGGGUGAAAUCGGCCGCCAGUUUAGGUAUAUGAAGACCAGCCAGGGCCAACAUGGGUCGAGUCCUAGGAUGCAUGCAAUUUGGCUAUUGCGGCAAUGAGAUUUCUCUGCUGCUGCCACCACCGCUGCUAACGCUGAUGCUGGUGGUUGUGUCGCCGCCUAAUGGAUCUGCAUAUAUGAGGGCUGUUGCCAGUACCGCCGCUCGCACCUAAAAGGCGCCUCUGUUGCUGCUGCUGUUCCGAGAGAUGCAUGUGCCGCCGUUGCUAUACGAAGGUUGUCGGGCUUUUGUUGCUGUUUCUGGUCUUGCUGCUGCUGUUGCUGUUGCCGCUGACAUGGGAGGAAACGCUGGCGAGGCGCCAGAUGCCAGUCCCGCGUCAUCAAAAGGAAAAGACGGUUUGCCAGGAGCGCUGACACUGCUACCACUGCCUUUGCUGCCCCAUCUGCUGCUACUGGGGCAAGAAUACCCAAACUGCUGCUCCGUCCAUCAGAUUUCCGACGCCUCGCCGCUGCAUAAGCAUCCGCAUUGCGGAUACUCUAGUUCACGGCGCUCCAGUGUCCUAACUCAGGAGUUCCUGAGUCUGUCCUGUCGUCCGUCCCGUCAGCCCUGAUGCGCUCAUCCCAUCAGUGGCGGGAGGGAGAGCAUGCUCCGCUGUCCAGCGUCAUCUACAGGAAAACGCCGGUUGUCCAGGAAAGCAAUUUAAUGCACUAGCUGAAAGGGAAGAAACUAAUCCAUGCUUCUCUCUUUUUUCCAGGGCAAAUCGCCAGGGCCAAGCGAGGAGUCUGGUCGUCGGAAGUUGUAAAAUGGAAACCGCUGCAAAACAUUAAAUGCUGGCGCUGCCACAUGUUGCCGUUUUUGCUGCCGCUGGUGUGAGUGUGGGUUGCUGCCGCAGACUGUUGCCACCGGGAGAUUGACUGCGCAUGGCUGCCAUGUUGCUGGUGACGCCCAUGUCCAGGCCCGCUGCCGUCUCCUGCCCAAUCAAUCCAGGCAGUCCCUAUGGACGCAUACCGCCAAUCGGUAUCUCAUCGCCAAAGGACCGAUACUGGGAUUUACUCGGCCAGGCAUUGGCCGCCGAUCCCGUUGCCGCUACCGUUGCUGCUACUAUUGCCUCUGGAGAGAGACAACGCCACGAGCUGAAGCAUCCCUUCCUCACAGAGCCGGAUUUGCAACGCCGGCACUGAGCUCGGAGCUGAGAGCGUCACAUUGGAGUCGGAUCUUCAGAAAUCAGGAACUUCAGCUCCCUCUUUCAGGGCCUCCAGGAGUGGUGGGUGUGGCCAGCGAACCGUUCAGCUCACCGCUUGGUCUCUGCCGCCACUGUUGCUGGCCUUGCUGCUGUUGUUGUUGCUGCCUUGGUUGGACCGCCAGUGUGGCGUCCAUUACAGCAGCAGAUGGAUCAUCAGGAGCCGUAGAGUCGCAGAUCCCUCGGUCGGAAAGGAGAGAUGGAUCUUCAAUCAUGCCAGGAGAGUCAUUUAAAUACGCAGCCAUCCAGCCAUCAUAAUUUUGUUAUACAGUAGGUGUUUAGUUAAGUUAAUUUUACCAUUAUAUCUAUAAGCACUUUUCCCUUUUUAUGUAACCUGAACUUAGCCUUUAGCCUUUUUGUAUUUCUUUAUUUCUUUUCAAUAUUUUUGCCACCCCUUC